AUGGCUGGUGGUGGUACACCUGUUGGGCCCUCAGCUUCCCCUCUGGGACAGGCUUGGGGCUAUGGCAUCGUCCUUGGUGUCGGUUUCCUCUUUGCACUUGGCAUGGUCUUUACUACCUGGGUUCUCAAACGCUACAACAAUGAAUUGCAAACCUCUGAGAUGUUCUCGACUGCCGGACGUACUGUAAAAUCUGGUCUCGUAGCUUCUGCGGUUGUAUCAUCUUGGACAUGGGCAGCUACGCUAUUGCAAAGUUCUUCUGUCGCAUUUCGCUACGGUGUUUCUGGGCCCCUUUGGUAUGCUGCCGGAGCUACUGUCCAGAUUCUGCUGUUCGCUACUGUUGCCAUUGAGCUCAAGAGGCGAGCACCAAACGCUCAUACAUUCCUCGAGGCCGUCCGCGCUCGCUAUGGAAAGGCAACCCAUUUCGUCUACAUUGCCUUUGGCCUUUUCACAAACGUUCUCGUAACAGCCAUGUUGCUCACUGGUGGAUCCGCAGUCAUCAGUUCCCUGACUGGAGUGCCUACGGCAGCAGCUUGUUUUCUUCUUCCCCUUGGUGUCGUUAUAUACACCAUGUUUGGCGGAAUCAAGGCUACUUUCCUUACCGACUACGUUCACACUGUCAUUCUGCUCAUCAUCCUUCUCAUCUUUGCUUUCACGACCUACGCAACUGGUGACAGGCUUGGAUCGCCAGGAGCUGUUUACGAUCGCCUACAAGAGCUCUCGGCCACAACACCUGUGCCCGGAAAUGCUGGUGGAAGCUAUCUGACGAUGAGGAGCAAGGACGGUGCCAUUUUCUUCGUGAUUAACAUCAUUGGAAACUUUGGCACUGUCUUUAUGGACAAUGGCUACUAUAACAAGGCGAUUGCCGCAUCUCCAGUCCACGCACUUCCUGGAUACAUCAUCGGCGGACUUUCUUGGUUUGCCAUUCCCUGGCUCUGCGCAACUACCAUGGGUCUCGCAGCCCUCGCGCUCCAAAGCACAGAGUACUUCCCCACGUACCCUGCAGUUAUGGACGAAGCAUCCAUCAGCGCCGGACUCACCCUUCCAUAUGCUGCAGUUGCUCUCCUCGGAUCUGGCGGUGCCGUUGCAACUCUCCUUAUUGUCUUCAUGGCCGUUACUUCUGCCUUUUCCGCCCAGCUCAUUGCCGUGUCCAGUAUCUUGACAUAUGAUGUUUAUGGAACUUACAUCAACACGAAUGCGAGUGGUCGCCGUCUCGUGUACACCUCUCACGUGUGUGUUUGUGCCUUCGGACUCAUUAUGGCUGGAUUCAGCACAGGAUUGUGGUAUGCAGGUAUUAGUAUGGGAUGGCUGUAUGUCUUCAUGGGCGUCAUAAUCUCAUCUGCCGUUCUCCCGGCCACUCUUACCCUCAUGUGGAAGGGCCAGAACAAAUGGGCAGCCACCCUCUCCCCUGUCCUAGGAUUGUGCUGCAGUAUCACUGCCUGGCUCGUAACUACCUCCAAACUAAAUGAUGGCGUCAUCACCGUAGCCACUUCUGGCGCCAAUAACCCCAUGUUGGCUGGUAACGUCGUCGCCCUAUUAUCUCCCGUAAUAUUCAUUCCCAUCCUCACUCUGAUUUUCGGAGUUGACAACUACGACUGGGUCUCAAUGAAAAACAUCCGUCUAGUCGACGACUCGGACGUGACAACAGCCGCGCACUUGGAUCUCGAAGCCGUACACGGCCGCCACGCCGCUUUGUCCCCUGAAGCCGAAGCCGAAGAGCAAAGAAAGCUCUUCCGGGCCUCGAAAAUCGCAAAAAUCACCACCGCAACGAUGACUUUGGUUCUUCUCGUUCUCUGGCCGAUGCCGCUCUACGGCACCGGCUACAUCUUCAGCAAGGCCUUUUUCUCCGGCUGGGUCGUCGUCGGCAUCAUCUGGCUCCUGUGCUCUACGAUGGCUGUGGGUGUUUACCCGCUGUGGGAAGGUCGCCAGAGUCUCGUACGCAACUUCGGCGGCAUGUGGCGCGAUGUUACGGGUAAGCCGCGUCGGGCGGGUCCUGUAACGGUGGUUGAAGGGGAGAAGACGGCCGAGUCCGGUGCGCAGACACCCACAAAAGAGGCAGAGGCCAAGUCGUUGGAGCAGUAA
Bipolaris zeicola 26-R-13 is the source of this 2079-nucleotide messenger RNA. RefSeq lists its product as uncharacterized. The transcript has 8 exons. Gene Ontology annotation, biological process: spermidine transport; putrescine transport; urea transmembrane transport. Gene Ontology annotation, molecular function: urea transmembrane transporter activity; spermidine transmembrane transporter activity; putrescine transmembrane transporter activity. Bases 1 to 2079 code for a protein of 692 amino acids. Gene Ontology annotation, cellular component: plasma membrane. NCBI's taxonomy places the organism in Eukaryota, Fungi, Ascomycota, Dothideomycetes, Pleosporales, Pleosporaceae. The record is from RefSeq and is a predicted model, not a curated record.